Molecule: messenger RNA, 861 nt
Organism: Aspergillus alliaceus
Lineage: Eukaryota; Fungi; Ascomycota; Eurotiomycetes; Eurotiales; Aspergillaceae
Product: terpene synthase metal-binding domain-containing protein
Exons: 3
Coding region: 1-861 (286 amino acids)
Source: RefSeq, a predicted model, not a curated record
AUGGAUAAAAAAUAUACCGAAGCCCAACUCGCUGGUUUAAAAAUCCCUGUCUUCAGCCUCCCAUGGCCUGGAAAUAUUUCACCAGACGUUUCCCUGGUAGUGGAAAGGAUGAUUGAGUGGGCCGAGAACCACAGCUUAUUUGUCAAUGAAACGUACCGCGAGCGGGUUAAGCGAACUCGCUAUGCUUGGCUUGCCGCGCGCUGCUAUCCGAAUACUGACCGCGAAUUGUUACAGGUUCUUGCAAAUUAUUUUGUCUGGUAUUUUCUAGUCGACGACUUGUUUAACUCCUGGCUCAACAUCUGUCAAGUGCUUCGGCGUCUAUUGUCGCACGAACAUUUUGAGCGAUUCGCCCAGGGAAUGCGGCUCUGGGCAACCGCAGCUGGGCUCCAGAUACUCAAUCACUUGCAGGAAAAGCCAGCAGGAGUCGCUCAGUAUGAAACAAUUCGGCGCCAUACAAGCAGCAUGAACCCUUGCUUGGCACUGUCAGAUAUUGUGAAUUAUGUUCAAAAGCUUUGCCAGCAUACGAACAACAUUGUCUGCUGGACUAAUGAUAUUCAAAGUCUCCUUGUGGAAGCGCAUCAGCCUAGACAGUUUUGGAACAUGGUUAGCACGUAUGCGAGCUCUGGCAGAACAUUUCAGGAGAGCAUUGAUUGUACAGCUGCAAGAGUAGAGAUGGAGAUUAACAAGUUUAAGAAACUGUCUGAUGCUAUAACACAAUCUGCUUGUAAGGAGCUAUGUGGCCUUAUUGAUGGAUGGGAAUACUGGAUAUGUGGAUAUAUGGAUUGGGUCGCACAUGAUACUCAGCGCUAUGCACAAAGAUUUGCUUCCACUGAUGCUGAUGAUCGCAAUGUGCUGGGAUAA